AUGGCCUAUAUUCUGCCAAAUCUUUCUCCAACUCUGCUUCAAUCUAAAGAAAAAUCCCCGGCUAUUGUUUUUCACCAACAAUGUUCUUCUUCUCCUCUUAGUUCCCCAUCCCCAGUGUUAAGUUCUUCCGUUAAUACUCAGACCAAGCUUGAGCCGCCUCCACCUCGGGGUCUAGCGCAGGUGAACCGGACCCCAGGUGCGCAGGAUAAGAACCAGAACCAGAAGGAUGAAUUUUAUGUUAACCUAGGUUUAGCUGUACGGACACUUCGUGAAGACCUUCCUGUAAUCUUCACCAAAGACCUUAAUUAUGGCAUUUACAGGGAUGAUAUAACGUUUGUGGACCCUUUGAACACGUUUACUGGAAUUGAAAAUUACCAAUUGAUAUUCUGGGCAUUGAGAUUUCACGGUAGAAUUUUAUUCAGAGAAAUUUCAUUAGACGUGCUUAGGAUUUGGCAGCCGUCUGAGAAUACGAUACUCAUCCGAUGGAACUUGAAGGGCGUCCCUCGGGUUCCUUGGGAGGCAAAUGGACAAUUUCAGGGCACAUCACGAUAUAAAUUGGAUAGAAAUGGGAAAAUUUACGAGCACAAGGUUGAUAAUCUGGCAUUUAAUUUCCCACAGCCAUUGAAACCUGCAGCUUCAGUUUUGGAUAUGGUUGCUGCUUGUCCAGCUAGUCCAAAUCCUACAUUUUUGUGGGGUCCUAUGGACGUGCAUUCAUCAUCUUGGGUGGAACUUUAUAGGGCUGUGAAGGAGGCGUUGGAUAGCCAAGGAUCGAUGAUUGCUCAAGAUUGCUUAGCUACUUGUUCAUAG
This is a messenger RNA of Fraxinus pennsylvanica, 807 nucleotides long. The record is from the annotation of a GenBank genome assembly. NCBI's taxonomy places the organism in Eukaryota, Viridiplantae, Streptophyta, Magnoliopsida, Lamiales, Oleaceae.